Hypoxylon fragiforme is the source of this 1932-nucleotide messenger RNA. RefSeq lists its product as uncharacterized. The record is from RefSeq and is a predicted model, not a curated record. The transcript has a single exon. Lineage: Eukaryota; Fungi; Ascomycota; Sordariomycetes; Xylariales; Hypoxylaceae. Bases 254 to 1864 code for a protein of 536 amino acids.
UCAACCCUUGUGAUUUCUUACUUAGUCUAGCUACUAGGUAGCCAAGUACCCAACCUAAGACACUGAAGCGACUAUACUUUAUAUCGACUGCAACGCUUUCUGCUAUUCGUCUAUUGAUUUUACUAUCUAUUAACCGUUGCUAUAUAGAGUAGAAUAGAACAGAAGAAAAACAGACAAGAGAGGUGGUAAACGGUCCGGGAUAUCCUAUCGCAACUUGUCUCCGGCUUGCCAAAGGUCGUAAUAACGGCCCGUCAUGAUUGGUACCUCGUUACCAGAGUACAUCUUCAUCCGUAUAUGCAUAUUCUUGCUGCAGUAUACCACGCCACUCUGCAUAGCAUGUCUGGUCCUCUUGGCAAUGUUCCACGGCUUCUGGGCAGCCGUGUCCGGUCCCAUUGGUAUAACGCUGGUGACCUACUGCUUGGUUGAUACGCUGUACACCAUUCUCAUCUAUAUACCGCACAAUCGGCGCUUAACAGAGGAGGCAAAGCACCCGCCGUCACUGGCACGUGAGGAUCGCCGCGCCCUAUUCCGGCGCUGCUUUGAGAAUGUGCCUGACGUCCGACGCUACCUGCAGAUGUGGUUCCUUGGCGCUGAUGAAUCAGAAAUGCGGAGAGAUAAUGUGCGCGACUUCGUCCUUUGGGCCUUCUUCGAUCUGUGGCCUGGUCAGGAGUCCAAAGAGGACGCGGCGGAGCUGGACGAGUACAUCGACAACAUCGAAAACCGUCUAGGGCGCAGAUUGGAGCCUGGGAGAGGAAAGGCAGAGAGUUUGCGGUUAACGCUGGACGAAGUGGAAACCCGAUACAGGAGUGUAGUGUGGUAUUUGAUUGUUGGCUUGGUCGACUUUGUGUCACAUUGCCGACUAGCGUGGAAUGGGUUUCAUUACCAUGCCCAGCAGUCGUCGACGAUUUUGUCUGUCAUCCCUCCACGGUUGCAGAAUUCCAUCACCCAAAAGUCUUCUGUGUCGGAGGGACUUAGCUAUUGGUACCGCCCACACACGGCCACUGACAAGCUUCCCAUCGUGUUCCUCCACGGUAUCGGCAUCGGUCUCUACACAUACGUCUCAUUUCUCUCACGGUUAAAUUCGGAGCCAUGGAAGAAAGAUGGGGAGGGUGAUAUUGGUAUUAUUGCCCUCGAGAUCCUCCCUGUCUCCUUUCGACUCACUGAGGCGCCAUUGACCAAACACGAGUUCUUAAAGCAAAUUACUACAAUCUUGAAUGCGCACGGGUGGGACAAAUUUGUGCUGGUAUCCCAUUCGUAUGGAACCGCACUGACAACCCACAUGCUGCGUUCGGAAAGCCUUGCCCAUCGGGUUGCGUCAGUAGUACUUGUCGAUCCAGUGACCCUUUUGUUGCAUCUACCAGACGUAGCACAUAACUUUACGCGGCGGAGACCAACGAAAGCCAAUGAAUGGCAGCUAUGGUACUUUGCGAGCAUGGAUCCUGGGGUAGCGCAUUGCUUAGGGCGGCAUUUCUUCUGGAAAGACAACAUUGUGUGGAAGGAAGAGCUACUGGGAGUGGACAGAAGUUCAUCUGCAGAUAUGGUUGGUACGCAUAAUAAAGGGGCGAAACCAUUGCGAAAGGUGGCGGUAUGUCUCGCCGAACGAGAUUUGAUUGUUGAUACAAAGACCGUCGCCCAAUACCUGGUUGCUGAUGGUGAUGGAUGGAUGGUCCCUGACUCUGCAGAAGGAAGCAACGCCAGCGAGAAGGGGUGGGCUAUGGAACAGAACAGAGGGGGUAGGGGCUACCUCACACGUGACGGUAUUGAGCUGCUUUGGCUUGGGGGAUUGGACCACGGGCAGGCAUUUGAUUCCGUCCAUAACCAGGAUCGACUUUGCGCUGUCGUACGGAGCUACUGCACAUACUAGAUGUACAUACAUCCACUGGCAUUGCCGUCGGUUCUUCUGCUGGUACUUAGCAGGUAUGAUACCAGCUU